ACUUUUGGCAUGGACCUCAAAAAAGAGUUGUUGCUGAAGAACUAUAUAUGCAUGCUGUUCUGAAAAUUCUGUCAGAACACUAAAAAAUUCAGAGUUAUAGCUCAGAACUCGAUAAUUGAAGAAAGUUGGAUUAACUGCUUCUAUCACCACCAGAUUAUUCAUUUAAUUCUUGCAAGCUAACUUGAUAUAUUUCUGAUAAAACGUUUGUUCCUCUAAUACUUUGGAAAAACUUUGUUACACGAGGAAAUAGUUGGGACUGAAAAUGGAGAGAAAGCUUUAAAAACAUAACAAACUAGAAACCAGAGAUAAAGUUUGAACGAGGAAUCUGUUUUGACAAAGUUAGCUUUGUUUUGUAACCCCUUUUGUUCCAGAGAAAGAAAAUGCAAAGCCAUUUGGAGUCAAAGAAGAAAAUGGUGAAUAAGAGCUCAAAGGGUGUGGAAAGCAAUCUUCCGGAUCACGACAACCGACCAUCCUUCUCCAUGUUCAUCCUACAUAAGGGUGACGCUAGCCGUAGCCUGGAAAUUCCACCACAUUUUGUUAGAACCCAUCUACCAAAAAGAAUCCCCACUAGAGCAGUUCUGAGGGGUCCUUCCGGUGAUUAUUGGAAGAUUACUAUGUGCAAGCAGGACAGAAGCACAAUCAUGCAGCAUGGUUGGCAGCAGUUUUACCAAAAUCACUGCUUGGGGGACAAGGAUUUCUUGGUGCUCAGAUACAACGGCAAUAUGUGUUUUGAUGUACAAAUUUUUGAGAAAAGUGGAUGCGAGAGGAACUGUGUUUCAAUCACCCGGAUGCACCAAGACUCGACUGAAAAAAUUAAGGAAGAAGAAAUGGACGUUACUGAUAUGGUGAAGACCAAAUCACAAGUUCAAAUUGGAGGGAAGGCUAAGAAAAAAUCAGCAGAGGAAAAAGAUUUAGCCUCUUCCUCGAGGAAGCGGCCAGCAGGUAGAAAAAUUACAGCAAAGCUUUGUAAAGCGGCUAAAGAUUUCACCUCCAACUUCCCCCAUUUCAAGCAUUGCAUUACAAGGUGUAAUGUGGAUAUCCCAUUCCUACUGACCAUCCCCACAUCUUUUCUCAAUGCACAUCUUCCUCAAGCCAGAACAGAAUUCACCUUCUGGACUUCAAAAGAGAAAUCUUGGGAGGUGACUUUGCUAUACACUGACACCAACAAGGUUUUCUCCAAAGGUUGGCGAAGAUUUGCAGUUGAUAACAAGCUGGAGAUGGAUGACAGUUGUGUCUUUGAACUUGUGGCACCUCGAGAAAUGAGAGUCCAUAUUUUUCCCACUGAGAGAGAAAACUGCAGUCAACUGUUUGUACAAGUUUGAUCAACCUCUGACUGAUUGGUCUUACUCUACCCUCUUUACUUCGCAUGACUUUUAACCUAUAUGACUUGGAAUUGUUAACUUCAAAUUGUGGAACGUACGUCCAAGAACCAUCUCUUCCAUGCAUGAUUGCAGCUUUGCAACUGUCAAAUAUCUUUUACCGUUUUGCCUCCCUUGUUUCAACAAUUUAACAACUUUAAUAUACUAGUUUGUUUUAAUUGCCCUAUAUCAAGAUCAUUAUUAUGAAUAAAAAGCAAAUAUUCC
Theobroma cacao (cacao) is the source of this 1583-nucleotide messenger RNA. Its product is annotated as B3 domain-containing protein At5g18000-like. The record is from RefSeq and is a predicted model, not a curated record. Gene Ontology annotation, molecular function: DNA binding. NCBI's taxonomy places the organism in Eukaryota, Viridiplantae, Streptophyta, Magnoliopsida, Malvales, Malvaceae.